This is a messenger RNA of Penicillium salamii, 1899 nucleotides long. NCBI's taxonomy places the organism in Eukaryota, Fungi, Ascomycota, Eurotiomycetes, Eurotiales, Aspergillaceae. The record is from the annotation of a GenBank genome assembly.
AUGAGCCAAACUCCCGUUCUGGAUCAAUUUCUCGGCAAUUUGCAGGAAAUUGUGCAAAAUCGCGAUGGCUCCAAACUCCAGGACUUUCUCCAACUCGAACCCCCAUUAUCGGACAUAUAUCAGCGCAUGAUAGCUGAACUUCGUCAGCACUAUGCCACCAGCGCAAAGGCCGAUGACGACAUUCUACAACGAUGCGAACGCCUUGUACCUCGGACCAAGAACGGGUCCUCAUGGGCCGCUUUCCCGGCCUUCAUGAGGAUGUAUCUGACCUUCCUCCGCGAGAUGAAUACCGACAACCUCCUCGAGACAUACAAUCAGCUGAAAGCGCUGCUCAACUCCACACUGCGACCUUCAACUACAAAGGCUGACUCGAGAAACCAUUGCAGCCAAUGUGUGCUUGCCCUUGGCGACAGUCAAUUCGGAGUCGUCGUUCUACCCACCGUUUUAUAUCUAGCCAAAGUUUUGGCUAAAUUGGCUUUAGGCCUGGAUCGCCGGCCGGACUUGAUCGCCCAUAUUCGACGGAUGGAAGGUCGGACUGAUCAAAACGAGAGUGUGGAGAAGGUCACUUUGGUGGAAAAGUCUGCCAACGUUGUGCGCGAAGCCUUCAUCAAGUGUCUCACCGAUCGUACCGGCACUCCUGGCCCUAAUGGAAAGCCGGAGGGUAAGCGUGUUGGUAUCUACCUCAUGGCCAACCUUUGCCUCAAGUUGCUCUUCCAGUGCGGGAAACUACGAAACGCAGAACAGAUGUUCGCCAGCAUCAGCGCUCAAUCGCCCCCUCUAGCCCACUUCCCUGCCUCGCAGCGUGUCACCUACCUCUACUAUCUCGGACGAUAUCUCUUCGCCAAUAACCUCUUUUACCCCGCCCAAAUCGCUCUCCAGUCUUCCUACAAUCAAUGCCACCGCCAGGCCACUGGUCAACGCCACUUGAUCCUUUCAUAUCUCAUCCCGUGCAACAUCAUUCUCGGCCGGUUUCCAUCACAGGCACUCUUUCAAAGACCCGAGGCCCAGGGCCUCGCACAACACUUCCAACCAAUAUGUCAACUGAUCGUUCGCGGAGAUUACCUCGCUUUCCGACAACAUCUUUCCGUGGGCUCCCCAACCGCCCAAUGGUUCGCGCGCAAAGGAAUUCUCCUUGCACUCCGUAAUCGAUGUGAAGUCCUUGUAUGGCGAUCCUUUUCACGCAAAGUCUUCAUGUACGGAGGUUCCUAUCGAGGUCCGCAGGCGCAGGCGCAGCGUGGACCACCCCCUAUUCUCUACCUCAAAAAGAUUGCCGCGGCUACGCGAUGGCUUCAGUUACGACAUCUCCCACCAAGUAACGAGGUCGCUCAAUCUGCACCAUAUUCCAACAUCCAUGGUUCACAAAUCGUUGACGAGGCCCUGGAUUCCGACUACUCGUGUCUAGAAGCGGCUAAUGGAAGUCUGGACCCCUCAAUUGAGCAGCGCGUCUUGAUGGACUAUGGUGAUUACUUUGCCCCAGGCGGCCUGUAUACUCAGCAAGGACAUUUGGCCCCCAAUGCCCAGGGUGCUCUGGUGGACAGUAAUCCGCAGGAAAACUACGACGAUUGUGAACUCGAUCCCUAUGAAUUCAUCCCCGAAGACAGCAUGGAACCCGACAAGUCCCCUUUGAUGCGAGAGAUUGAAUCAAUUCUGGCAUCCUUGCUCACCCAGGGGCUCAUGGGCGGUUAUCUGCUCCACCGCGAACCUCGAUUUGCCGUCCCGGGGGCCAAACUGAAGGGCAUCAUGCCCACAGGAUUUCCGAAUGUUUGGCAGACCAUUUCUGCGCAUGAAAGCAUCGACAAAUCAGUCCCUGGAUGGGUUCAGCCUCGAGCAUCCACUGGACUGGGAGGAGCUGGACGCGUCGUCAACCUUGCAGGAGCACGCCCCGUCGGACUCCAAUGA